This is a messenger RNA of Peronospora farinosa, 939 nucleotides long. The record is from the annotation of a GenBank genome assembly. Lineage: Eukaryota; Oomycota; Peronosporomycetes; Peronosporales; Peronosporaceae.
AUGUCCAAGACUGUCACGCUCUUGUUUGCCCAUGGAGGAGGUUUCUGCAAGGAAACAUGGGAGCCUAUAAUACGCCGUUUGAAAGGGUCCUCGGUACUGCAGGCAGUGGACACGCAGUUUGUGUGCUUUGAUUUCAAGUAUCACGGAAGCAAUCGGGACGAGUCAGUGGCUGCUACAAUUGAUUUAGAACACCCUGCUGGACCGAGAGUACACCAUCCAGCUGUCGACUUGACUGCGUGGACGUCGGCGCAGGUCUUGCAACAAGCUCGCGAACUACAAAGCGCCAGCGUCGACACCCCGUUGAUUGGAAUCGGCCAUUCUAUGGGAGCUUCGGCCCUGUGGAACGUCGAAACACAGUACCCUGGUACUUUCGCCGGUCUCAUCUUGUUUGAACCAGUAUAUGGCAAUCCGAAUUCGGGUUUCAUGACCAAUUCCGACGCCAUCAAAGGCUUUCUCGUGUCCAUUACGUUGCAACGCGAGUCUUCGUGGCCAUCAAGAGCAGCGGCAGAAGAGCAUUUGCGCAAUUACAAGAACUUUGCAGCUUGGGAUCGCGAGUCGUUGGAAGCUUAUAUAAAGGGUGCCCUUGUGGAAAACAAGGUCACGAACAAGACGGUGCUAGCGUGUAGCCCUCCAGUUGAGGCCUCUCUCUACUGUCACAAGCUAAUGCACCUGAACGAUCACGAUCUGAUGCAACCCAAGUGCAAGAUUUUUUUCCAUCAUGGCACUCGCACCAAGAUCUUCUUCCCCUCGAUUUUCAAAGAGAUUAGCGACAAAUGGCCACACAUUUACACGAUGGAAAAUCCUAUUGCAAACUCGUCGCAUGUAAUGGUUUUGGAAAAGCCUGCUGAAUCGGCACAGAAGAUCCUCAACAAUUUGCAACAACUCGAGCCAUUUCAUCAAGAGACCGUAUCAGACGAAGAAAGUCAUGCUCGACUCUAG